This is a messenger RNA of Micropterus dolomieu (smallmouth bass), 4333 nucleotides long. RefSeq names its product gastrula zinc finger protein XlCGF57.1-like. The record is from RefSeq and is a predicted model, not a curated record. The coding region runs from base 166 to 1908 and encodes 580 amino acids. Gene Ontology annotation, biological process: regulation of DNA-templated transcription. Gene Ontology annotation, molecular function: RNA polymerase II cis-regulatory region sequence-specific DNA binding; DNA-binding transcription factor activity, RNA polymerase II-specific. The transcript is spliced from 3 exons. Lineage: Eukaryota; Metazoa; Chordata; Actinopteri; Centrarchiformes; Centrarchidae.
AUAAACGUGUUAAAGUGGAAACUUUGGUUUCACCUUUCAUCUCCUGUUAGCCACGAAUGCUAACUGAAGUUAGCUUAGCUUGCUAGCUGGAAAUAGACGGAACUCGGCCACACAGCGCUGGUUGGAGGAACUCUGAGUCCAAACUGUGUUUUUCAUUUGUUUAAAAUGUCUAAAGUCCAGAUGCUGAGAGGUUUUAUCAACCAGCGACUAACUGCGGCUGCUGAAGAGAUAUUUGGGCUGUUUGAAAGAACGAUAUCAGAGUACGAGGAGGAACUCUGUCGUUCCAAAGAGGAGAACCAGAGACACAGGAAACUACUGGACGCUGUUUUCCAGCCUGAAGUCCGGUUACACAGAGCAGACGUCCAGCAGCUGCUGGUGAGUAAAAAAGAGGUUCCCCCUGAGCAGCAGCAGUGGAGCCCCAGGCUGGACCAGGAGGACCCAUCAGAGCCGCCACACAUUAAAGAAGAACAGGAGGAGCUCUGGACCAGUCAGGAGGGAGAGCAGCUUCCAAAGGUGGAGGAGGCUGAUAUCACCAAGUUCCCAAACGUCCAGCAGCUGUUGGUGAGUAAAGAAGAGGUUCUCCCUGAGCAGCAGCAGUGGAGCCCCAGGCUGGACCAGGAGGACCCACCAGAGCCACCCCACAUAAAAGAGGAACAGGAGGAGCUCUGGACCAGUCAGGAGGGAGAGCAGCUUCCAGAGGUGGAGGAGGCUGAUAUCACCAAGUUCCCAUUCACUCCUGUCCCUGUGAAGAGUGAAGAAGAUGAUGAAGAGAAUCCUCAGUCCUCACAGCUUCAUCAAAGCCAAACUGAAGAGAACAGUGAUGCAGAUCAUUUGAAAACAGAAACUGAUGGAAAGGACUAUAGAGCACCAGAACCAUCCAGGAACGUUAACCCAGAUAGUCCUUUACAACUAGAUACUCAUGACCAUACUUCACUCUGCUCUGAACCUGAGACUGAUUACAGUUGGGAUUGGGAGGAUACCAGGAAACCUCAGCCAGGUUUAAACCCUCUGCAAAACAAUGAAGUACCUGUAAGUGAUCAGGAAUGUAACACUGGAGAAACAUCAGUUAGCUCCUCUGAAUAUGCUGCAAGAUUUGGCCACAAGGGACAUCUGCAGAACCACAAUGGAACCAAAACAGGAGUGAAACCAUUUAGUUGCCCAGUUUGUGGUAAAAGAUUUGCACAACAGGGAACUCUGAGACAACACUCUAUAGUCCACACAGGGGAUAAACCAUUUAGCUGCUCAGUUUGUGGUAAAAGAUUCACACAACAGGGAACUCUGACACGGCACUCUGUAGUCCACACAGGGGAGAAACCAUUUAGCUGCUCAAUUUGUGGUAAAAGAUUCAAAGACAAGGGAACUCUGAGACGACACUCUACAGUCCACACAGGGGAGAAACCAUUUAGCUGCUCAGUUUGUGGCAAAAGAUUAACACAAAAGGGACAUUUGAGACGACACUCUAUAGUCCACACAGGAGAGAAACCAUUUAGCUGCUCAGUUUGUGGUAAAAGAUUCAAAGACAAGGGAACUCUGAUACGACACUCUGUAGUCCACACAGGGGAGAAACCAUUUAGUUGCUCAGUUUGUGGUAAAAGAUUCACUCAAAAGGGAACUCUGAGACUACACUCUAAAGUCCACACAGGGGAGAAACCAUUUAGCUGCUCAGUUUGUGGUAAAAGAUUUGCACAAAAUGGAAAUCUGAGACUACACUCUAAAGUCCACACAGGGGAGAAACCAUUUAGCUGCUCAGUUUGUGGUAAAAGAUUCGCACUAAAGGGAAAUCUGAGAUUACACUCUAUAGUCCACACAGGGGAGAAACCAUUUAGCUGCUCAGUUUGUGGUAAAAGAUUCGCACUAAAGGGAAAUCUGAGACUACACGCUAUACUUCACACGGGAGAAACCAUUUAGUUCCAGUAUUUGUGGUAAAAUAUUCACUCAGCUCCACAGUGUCAAAAGAUACGCAAACGGCAAAAAAUGAAGCUGCUUCUUGAACAUCAAUCAGCUAAAAGCUGUGUUCAGCCACAUGUUUUCUUUAAAAAGUCUAAAAUUUCAAUGUCAAAAUUUAGGGCUGCACGAUUAAUCUAAUUGCAAUCGCGAUGUCGUCAUGUGCGAUUACAUAACUGCAAAAAGGUGUGCGAUUUAAGCAGAAAAAGUUAUGCCGAGUUUUGCAUGCCUGUCGAGAAUUGCAUGCAAAACUUGGCCACUGUUUUUAAAUGCUAUAGUAUCCUUCGUGGGGUUCAUCAAUGAGAAUCAGCUAAAAUAUGUGGUAAUAACCGCGUUUGAUCAAUGAACACAAAGUGUCUGAAAAGGACUUUAAGAGGUGGAUGCAGAAUUUGGCAGAAUAUUAUGUUGAACAAUAUGAUUAUUGACAAGUUAAUAGUUAUUAAAUUAGAGACCAAUAUAGAUCAUUUUGCUUGCAGAAGGAUUAAAUAAAACAAAACAACCCACAGAAAUGAAACAGCUGUAACUGGAUUUAAUAUUCAACUACUGUAUUUUUGUUUUGUUUGUUUUGUAUUUCUGUAUUUCGGACUAUAAGGCGCACUUAAUAGCCUUUAUUUUUUUCAAAAAAACGACUUAUAAACCAGAGCGCCCUAUAUAUGGACUAGUUGUGCUUAAUGACUGCGAAGCGAUUUUGUGUGGUACACGGUGCUAGUCAUGAGCGUCGCGGAGCAAUACAUACAGUAGGCCUACUGUGCUUCACCAUAAUAUUGCAGUGUGACCCCAAAAUGGCACCUGUCAAGAGACAUGCUUACAACGCAGACUUUAAACUCAAGGCUAUCACUCACGCAGUAGAACACGGGAAUAGAGCAGCAGCGAGAGAAUUCAACAUUAAUGAAUCAAUGGUACGGAAGUGGAGGAAGCAAGAAGAUGACCUGCGCCAAGUAAAGAAGACCACACAGAAUUUCCGCGGGAACAACGCGAGAUGGCCACAGUUAGAGGACAAAAUUGAACAGUGGGUUAUGGAACAGAGAGCAGCAGGUAGAAGCGUCUCUACAGUCUUGAUUCGAAUGAAGGCAACAGCGUUAGCACGGGACAUUAAUAUCAAUGACUUUGAUAUUAGAGGCGGGCCUUCUUGGUGCUUUCGUUUUAUGAAAAGACGUAAUCUCUCCAUCCGCACACGAACUACCGUCUCGCAGCAACUGCCAAAAGAUUACGAAGAAAAGCUGGCCACUUUCCACGCAUACUGCAAAAACAAGAUCACUGAAAAGAAGAUCUAGCCAGAGCACAUCACCAACAUGGACGAGGUUCCGCUCACCUUUGACAUCCCCGUGAACCGCACUGUGGAGAAAACAGGGACCAGAACGGUGUCUAUACGCACCACAGGGAACGAGAAGUCAUCCUUCACUGUAGUUCUCGGUUGCCAGGCUAAUGGCCAGAAACUUCCACCCAUGGUCAUUUUCAAGAGGAAGACUUUGCCAAAAGAAAAGUUUCCAGCUGGCGUCAUUAUCAAAGCUAACCCGAAGGGCUGGAUGGACGAGGAAAAGAUGAGUGAGUGGCUGAGAGAAAUUUACGUCAAGAGACCGGGUGGCUUUUUCCACAAAUCUUCGUCCCUAUUGAUCUGCGACUCCAUCUGCGCCCAUCUCACCGAUGCUGUCAAAAACCAAGUGAAGCAAACUAAUUCAGAUCUUGCCAUCAUUCCGGGUGGAUUAACUAAAGAACUCCAGCCGCUAGAUAUUGGUGUCAACAGGGCGUUCAAAGUUAAACUGCGAGCUGCGUGGGAGCAGUGGAUGGCGAACACAUAUUCACCAAGACAGGGAGACAGCGUCGGGCGACUUACGCCACUAUCUGCCAAUGGAUCGUGGAUGCCUGGGCUAAGGUAUCAGACUCAUCUGUGGUCCGAGAUUUCACAAAGGCCGGAAUCAUCACUGAACUGCCAGCUAACAGCAACGACACUGACUCGGAUAAUGACGAGAGGGCAUGCUGGACGCCGUGAUCGCCCAACUGUUUAACUCGGACACUGAAGAUGAAGAAUUUGAGGGGUUUGUGGACGAGGAAUGAGCUGAAAAAGUGUGUAUUGUGUUGUAUUUUACGUGUUAUAACUGAACAAUUUUGAGAGUUAUUGUGAAAAAGCUAACGUUUGAUUUGGCGGUAUCAGACUGUUGUAUUUUACGUUUUUAUAACUGAACAAUUUUGAGAGUUAUUGUGAUACGCUAACGUUUGAUUUAACGUGUGCGUGUGCAUGUGUUGAACACAUCCCUGUAUCUGCAUGAACUGGUGACAGUAAAUUGUCCGUACGUGUGAAUGGUUGUUCGUCUCUAUGUGCUCUGUGAUGAACUGGUGACUUUCUCACGGUGUACCUGCAUCUGUUUUUUAAUAAAGUUUGACUGACUUA